Molecule: messenger RNA, 780 nt
Organism: Solea senegalensis (Senegalese sole)
Lineage: Eukaryota; Metazoa; Chordata; Actinopteri; Pleuronectiformes; Soleidae
Gene: dmac1
Product: distal membrane arm assembly component 1
Exons: 2
Coding region: 229-504 (91 amino acids)
Source: RefSeq, a predicted model, not a curated record
ACUUGCUUAUGACUCGGAAGCACUUUGAUGUAUUAUAACUUGGUGAAAUCACCCUGCUCGUGAAUAGCACGUUAGAACAUUUCAGGACAAUUUCACGAAUUAGUAAAAGAUUUGGUGUAAAACGACAACAUUUCUCCGUGUUGUUCUGCUGCUCUUUUCGCGGCUUCUUGAUAUUUUGUUUACAAAGAGCGUUGUUAGUGUUAGCAUUAGCACCCGCUCUGCUGUACAAUGUCAACAGCAGCAGAUACGCCAACAGGGGGCGCAGAAGCCCCCGCGUCUCAACCCAACAAGAUGUUUAAGAACUGCUGGGGCUGUAGGAUCCUCUCGGGCGGUGGUUUGAUCCUGGCCGGAGCUUAUGUGUUCAUGGCGGCGCGGAGAGUGAUGAAACGAGGCGGACCGACCUCUAUGGGUACAGUGGCCCAGGUCACAUUUGCUGCAAGUUUGACUGCCUGGGGUAUGGUUGUCAUCGCUGACCCAGUGGGAAAAUCGCACCCGAAAACAUGAGGACAGUUCUGGGAUGCUGGGCGCUUAAAAACAAGUUUAAAUGACUCUAACGGGGACUGAGAGUGUGGCCAGUCAUGUGACACAGGACUCCAAGUUCUUAUAAUACAUCCAUGGUUUCACUGCCUGUGAAAUUAUGCAGAUGAGCUUCCUGUGAGUCUUAUACAAAACUGUGACUUAAAUUUUGUCGCCACUGUGUAGAUGGAUCAAGCGUCCCGACAGUAAUACAGGCCAUGAGCCCCUUAAAUUAAAAUGGAAAGAUCAUAUAUUUGACGAAAA